This is a messenger RNA of Bemisia tabaci, 3691 nucleotides long. NCBI's taxonomy places the organism in Eukaryota, Metazoa, Arthropoda, Insecta, Hemiptera, Aleyrodidae. The record is from RefSeq and is a predicted model, not a curated record.
UCGCCGCGACGCCGACAGCCGCGCCGCGACGCUCCUGAUCAUCAGUUUCGCUUCGGGAUCCGCUCGAGCUUCUCACGCCACGGGCUACGCUCCUGCUCGACGCAGAGCCGAAUUCGCUGACGAACAUGUAGAUCGUGCGCGAGCGUGUUUCAUCCCCACUCCAAUUCCGAUCAUUCUCGAAGAUGAUCUAUUAUGUUGCGGUGUCCGUGCAAGGGCAAGGGGAUGCAGCGAAGUCGGAGUCGCUCUAAAGUGGGCGCCGCCGGCGGCGGUGUGGCGGGGGAUGAGGCCAAAAUGCAAGUGGCCAAACCCGAGGGGAUCGCCGCCCUCAUAGCCGCCCUGUCGCCCAAGAACCUCUUCAAAGGCUUCAAGAAAAACUACGAGCCCGCCAUGCCCAAAGCUGAAAGGAGCAUGAAGGCGGCCAUUCUCAUCCAGAAGUGGUACCGGCGGUACAUGGCUCGGAUGGAGGUGAAGCGGCGGUACACAUGGACCAUUUUCCAGAACAUCGAGUAUCAGGGAGAGCAAGACCAAGUCAAGCUGUACAAUUUUUUCAACGCUCUCCUCACUCUGAUACCAGCUCAAGAGAAUCGCAGCAUCACUAGUGAGAAGACCUCUGAAACUCCAAGAAGGAUCGUUGACGGGCCCUCGACUCAGGACAGGCGACUCUCCGGCCUGGAUGAUGUGGACUCGCCGACGAUGCCGCCCGACAACAGGUACAAGGGCGUCCACGUCGGGAACCCGAUCACCAGCCAGGAUGCCAAGAAUCUCAUCGAAACCUUCCAGAAGGAAAAACAUAGACUGCACGCAAAAUAUAUAUCUUCAAUUUUAAAGCAAGCUGUGAAACGUCUGAAAACACUACCUAAUCUGAACGAAGUUUCGACCCUGAGCUCGAAGCAAGUGACGAUUUGUGGUGAUCUUCACGGCAAACUAGAUGAUCUUUUAGUUGUGUUCCAUAAAAAUGGACUGCCCUCAGCGGAGAACCCGUACAUUUUUAAUGGGGACUUUGUUGACAGGGGGAAGAAAGGGCUGGAGGUUUUGUUGCUCCUGCUUGUUUGCUUGUUGGCCUUCCCCGAUGGCGUCUUUCUCAAUCGGGGCAACCACGAGGACCACGUAAUGAACACAAGGUACGGGUUCAUAAGAGAGGUGCGAUCGAAAUAUAAGAACAAUUAUGAAAGACUGUUACAACUUAUCGAAUUAGUAUACCGAUGGCUUCCGUUGGGCACCUUGGUCAAUAAUAAAGUCUUAGUAGUUCAUGGCGGCAUAUCCGACAUAACAGAUUUAACACUUUUAAAGGGUUUAAGUAGAAGUAAGUAUGUAUCAUUAUUACGACCGCCCGUCCUCGAGCAACCAUCUCCAGUUCCUGGGUCAGAGGUCAUCGACAAAGCUGAGUGGAAACAGGUUUUCGAUGUCCUGUGGAGCGACCCGCAAGGCUCAGAGGGCUGUGUUCCUAAUACUCUUCGGGGUGCGGGCACGUAUUUCGGGCCUGACGUCACAAAUUCGUUCCUAGAGAAACAUAAUCUCAGUUACUUAGUUAGGUCUCACGAGUGUAAAUUGGACGGUUAUGAAAUCACGCACGGAAAUAAGGUGAUAACAAUAUUCUCAGCGUCCAACUAUUACGAAACGGGUUCGAACAAAGGUGCUUACAUGAAGCUGCUGGGGCCUGAUCUGGAUCCACACUUCGUGCAGUUCAACGCGGCCACUAUUACGAGGACACAUAACAAAAUGCUGUCUUUCAAACAAAGGCUCGGCGUCAUCGAGCGGUCGGCGAUAAAAGAGCUCCAAGGCAUCAUCCAUUCGUGUAAGGACAGAUUGUUGACAGAGUUUGAGCGGAGCGAUCCCAGUAGGUUAGGUCUCAUAACGGUGGCCGAUUGGUGCCGCGCGAUGGACAACACGACCGGACUCAACUUGCCGUGGAGAUUGCUCAGGGAUAAGUUGGUUACGCUCGACCCUAAGGGUAGCGGAAAAGUCAAUUACAAAAGCACAUUCCAAGAAGACAUUCCGUGGAAACAAUGCGAUGGGUCUCUGACUGUAGUAGAGACGUUGUACGGCAACAAAUCGAGUUUGGAGGCAAUCUUCAGAAUUAUAGACAAAGAUAAUUCAGGUUUCAUCUCUCUCGAAGAAUUUGAGGAGGCUUGCUCACUGCUCGGGGAGCACCUGAACAGCCCGCAGAACGAAGUGAUGGAUAUGUGCAAAAGCAUGGAUAUCAAUAAAGAUGGUCUUGUUGACCUGAACGAAUUUCUAGAAACUUUUCGAUUAGUUCAAAAAGCCAAAAAUUAUUUAGGUGGCGAGUCAGAUGUAGAGGAAGAUCAUAAUGUGAAAGAAACGACAUGAUUUUGUAAAUAAAAUAUACUUAUAGGCGAGUUCUUCUUUGUUGAGCCGAGACAUUUUGACGCGAGACAACAUGAAAAAUUAAUAGUUCUUAUACUCUUCAAAUUAUUUUUCCGAUGAGUCAUCGGUAACUUAAUCAAUGAUGCCUGCGGCCCGAUGACCAUCGAUCUCAUCGAUGAUUGGACUGUUGAAACUGCUGAUGACCCGCUAAUUUAAGUCUUACGUUUCAAGAAAGAGUUUUUCCGAAUUGACCACGGACAAGGUGCGGACUCAAAGCAUUCUGAUACAUGUUUCCAUACAAUAAAUUUCACUUAAAACACGAUUCCCACAACAAAGAUUGCUGAUAUCAACCUUUAACUAAGAGUAAUUUAACAUGAAAAAAAUAUAGGUCUACGUGAUGCGCAACAAACGCAACUACAACAGUCUCUGCGGGUAUGUUAAUAACGGAGCCUCAAACUUGGUACUUUACCUCAGCUGUCGCACGUCUUUAACACUUUAAACCCUACAGGAUGGUGAUGGAAAAUUGCUUUAUUAAGACGCCUGCCAAAACCGUUGUAGCUAGUGCGUGAUUUUUUUUAAUAGACUUUAGUUUUUCUUGUACUUAAGCAGAGGAAAAUUCCCACGUAAUCAAUGUAAACUAAAAACGUCAAUAUCGUGACCAGGAGUUGACUUCAGUAAUUUUCAUCACACGAAUCAUUUUCUACGUGAAAUUCUAAAGCUGGAAAUAUAUAUAAGAAUGCUUAAAUUCACAUAUUUGUGUAGUAGUCCUUCAACUAGUAAUAAAAAUCUCAAAGUGCGACUGAACCUAUGAAUUUGUCAAAAAACUCGCAUUCCGACGUGCUGAGGAAGAACACCGUAUGAACAUUCAAAAGUUGCCAAAUUUCCUCCGAUAAAAUGUUUCUUUUUUAGGAAAGUUACGAAUAUUUUCCCCUGAAAUUUUCAUACACUUCAGAUCAAAUUACAAACAAAAUUAUCUGAGAAAUUGAAGGGAAAAUAUUCACAAUUACUCCUGAAAAUGAAUGAUUUCCCGAAGGCAAUUUGGCAAAACCUAACGGCUUAUGCGGUGUUUCUCCAUAUGGUCCAGUCACACGAUCAAAUUGAGCCAUCAAAUUGAAGCUCUGCUCUGAUUGGUGGAAAAAGACCUGAGGCGAGGAUGCGACCAAUGAAAGGCCCAAUUUGAUGGUUCAAUUUGAUCGUGUAACUGGACCUUUAGCGCGGCAGCAUUGGUGUCAAAUCAAAAGGUCGCAAAAACUCGCGGGAGGAAUUACUAAUCGAGACAUAAAAAAAUAAGUCCCUCAUCAAAAAGGGCAGGAUUAUAAUAUAACGAGAGGGGGGGGUUGAAGGGAGAGAGGCGAAGUAUAUUAUG